Tilletiopsis washingtonensis is the source of this 735-nucleotide messenger RNA. RefSeq lists its product as hypothetical. Lineage: Eukaryota; Fungi; Basidiomycota; Exobasidiomycetes; Entylomatales. The transcript has 3 exons. The record is from RefSeq and is a predicted model, not a curated record. The coding region runs from base 46 to 594 and encodes 182 amino acids.
CCACCACAUCCACUCGCCUCGCACCACACACGCAUCCGCAGCGCCAUGUCUGACGCCGCCUCUCUCACCCCACACGCCGAGGCAAGCAGCAGCAGCAGCGCCACUGCUGCUUCACCAGACGACUCGGCACCCGCGCUGCUGCCCGGCGGCUUCCACGCCUUCCGGCCCGUGUACGACUCCUCCUCCUCCGCCCUCACCUCCUCGACACCACUCACGUCCGCGCUGCUCACCGUGCGCGUCGUCAAGAGCUUUGCGUACCGCACCAUGAAGGCAUGUGUGCUGCCCGGCCUCGACCUGACGCGCAUGACGGUCGGCGAGCUGCGUGAGCGGGUCAAGCAGGAGGUGCGGACAAAGCCGGAGUAUAAGGGCGUGAGAAGUCGCGUCGCGGAGUACGACACGCUCAAGAUCUACACGCACGCGCAUGCAUCCAAGACGACGAACCUCAUCAUCAACCUCGACCGGCCCGAGUGGCUGCUGCUCGACGACGAUGCGACGCUCGAGAGUGUGGGGUGCCAGAACGAGACGGAGCUGUCGCUCUUCAAUCGCGCCGAGUACGAAGAGUUCCUGCUCAAGCCCGACACAACGUCCUGGUGAUCUCUCUCUCUCGUCUGCUCUUCGUCUCUCCACCUCGCUCUCCAUCUUCGCUUCGCUCUCUCUCUCUCUCUCCAAAAGAGCGCACGCUGCGCGCGCGCCAUGCUACAUCAUCCAGCAUCACACAUCGUCAUCGGUCCCGGG